This is a messenger RNA of Aspergillus wentii DTO 134E9, 1338 nucleotides long. Its product is annotated as heme-dependent oxidative N-demethylase family protein. Lineage: Eukaryota; Fungi; Ascomycota; Eurotiomycetes; Eurotiales; Aspergillaceae. Bases 1 to 1338 code for a protein of 445 amino acids. The record is from RefSeq and is a predicted model, not a curated record. The transcript is spliced from 4 exons.
AUGUGGGACUGGAAUCGAAAUAAAGGCUUCACUCUAAACCCUUUGUGCUUAGAGCUCUGGAAAAGAAUUCAUUUUCAGAAAGAUAUCAUCUGUACUGAAAGUGAUACUGAGAUGGAUGAUGAUAUGGAGUGGACUUCAACUGUCUGGGAUUAUGCACGAGGAUUGCACCUGUCAGUGGCAGGGCAGUCUGCUUUACUGAUUCUUGUGCUGGUCAUUUGGUCUCUCUGGAAAUACAAAAGGGCAAGUCUAGAAAUCUACAACACUGAUGGGAUACUGACAUUUCAUCAUUACAAGACCAGCGCAAGCCCUGAAACCAUCGACUUGGACCCGAAACGAUAUCCUCGAACCGAACCUCUGAAAGACUUUCAUCUAGCUUCAUCAGAGACACCUGCGUUUCGGCCAUUUAAACCAAAAUAUCAUUUGACAAUGGGCCUGGAGUCCUUAGAUCCAAGUGACCUUUUGAUAUUCGAUAGAACCUACACAGAGCGCAUCGCCCUUCGACGCUCCCUGCUUCAAAAAUACCCAGAUGAGAUUGUCGGAGUCACCAACCCCGAGAAUGCACGUAUUCAACUGGCGGUACGGGAACUGUACGGCUAUCUAUUCGAAAUAUACCUCCCCUCACGAUAUCCCACGAUAUUCAAGACCUGCUAUGAUCAGCAUGGCUCCACCAGUGUCGAGAACCUCAUAACGCACAAGAUCAUGUCAACAGGCAAAGAAAAACCAAAAUCCCUGCAUACUAUGCUACAAAUAAUUGCAGAGAAUAUCGAUGAAGACUUCUUCAUACUUUUGCCCCAUCAUCAAAGCAACCCAGAUGAGACUUAUUAUCACCUGGAAGCAUAUUCAGCUUGCUUUCCGUCUGGAUUCAAGCCUCGGGAUAAAAUGGGCAAGAGUCUAGCAGGGAUCCAUGGUCCAGUCCCAGGAUACAAGGAAAAGCUGCAGAAGAGUAUGGACCGAUUCUUCUCACGGCUUGAGGCCGGAAAAUGUGUGAAACGGGUAAACUGGAGUGUCACUGUCGAUGAAGAGCUCUUUUCCAACUUUGAUAAAAGCAGCCCAGCAAUGGAGGGGAAGCUGGAUCGUCUAGAUGUCCAAGACUUGGACUUGGAUAAGACGUUCCUGCGGUGCGAGCGGCAAACCCUUCAUCGUCUUCCCACUUCCGGUGCGAUAGUCUUUGCUUUUCACACAUACCUUGAUCGGAUUGAGGAUAUAAAGAAAGAAGGGAGUGGAGAGGAUCUUGCUUUGGCGAUUGAUGGAUUAGAGGAAGGAAGCGUACCGGACAUGUUCAAAUAUAAGAAUGGCGAGAAAUGGGCGGGAGCCAUAAGGGAAUUUCUGAGACAGUAG